Ixodes scapularis (black-legged tick) is the source of this 945-nucleotide messenger RNA. RefSeq names its product sulfotransferase 1C2-like. The transcript has a single exon. The coding region runs from base 1 to 945 and encodes 314 amino acids. The record is from RefSeq and is a predicted model, not a curated record. Gene Ontology annotation, molecular function: sulfotransferase activity. Gene Ontology annotation, biological process: sulfation. NCBI's taxonomy places the organism in Eukaryota, Metazoa, Arthropoda, Arachnida, Ixodida, Ixodidae. Gene Ontology annotation, cellular component: cytoplasm.
AUGCCGAGACAAUUGUUCAAGAACGUUGACGGCUUCUACGUCUUCUCAGCCUACUCGGAGGAAUGGGUUCGCUCGGCACUGCGCUACAAGCCGGUGCCGGAAGACGUGUUCAUCGUCAGCUAUCCAAAAUCUGGCACCACCUGGAUGCAGCACAUUGUAUACAACAUCUUCAACGGCCGUAGUCCUCCGGCCCACCCCUUGGACGCCAGCCGCGAGAUGCCCUUUCUGGAGUUGCAAGGCCCCGAUUCCGUCAAGGAGAUGCCGAGACCGGGGGUUAUCAAAACGCACAUGCCCUUUGGCUCCCAACCUUACUCUUUGCACGCCAAAUACAUCUACAUCUGCAGGAACCCAUACGACUGCUGUGUGUCAUUCUUCUACCACACGAAAGGUUUGGCGGCGUUUCAGUUUCAAGAUGGCACGUUCGACGAGUUCUUCGAGCUGUUCCUCAAUGGGAAGCCGGACUUCUCGGACUACUUCGAACAUCUGCUCUCCUGGUACGAGCACCGACACGACCCCAAUGUCCUCUUCUUAACGUACGAGGACCUGAAGAAGGACACCAGGGCAUGGGUGCUCAAGAUCGCGGAUUUCCUUGGAAACGAAUAUGGUACAAGACUUCGGGCGGAACAAGGGCUACUGGAAGGCAUCUUGAACAGGACAAGUUUCAAAAAUAUGAAAGUCCUGAAUGCAACUAUACAAGAGGAUCUCGUAAAAGUGGCCAAUCUAGCCGAAGACGAACUGCCAAACUGGAUGAAGGGCCUCGGGCACGACGCCGACAUUGACAGAGUAGAGAAGCCACUGACUGAAGAUACCUUUCGUAAGGGUAAUGUUGGAGACUGGAGGAACCACUUUUCUGCUGAUCAGGUUAAGCGCCUCAAGGAGCGCAUUGAGUUGAGGACACGCGGUAGUGACGUCAUGGAUCUGUGGAAGGACAAUGGGCUUCCGUGA